Molecule: messenger RNA, 342 nt
Organism: Diuraphis noxia (Russian wheat aphid)
Lineage: Eukaryota; Metazoa; Arthropoda; Insecta; Hemiptera; Aphididae
Product: putative peptidyl-tRNA hydrolase 2
Cellular component (GO): cytosol
Molecular function (GO): peptidyl-tRNA hydrolase activity
Source: RefSeq, a predicted model, not a curated record
AUGAAAUCUGUCGAACGUAAAUUUGCUGCUGCACAUGCUGCAUUGGGCUUGUAUGAAGUGAUGAGAGAACGUGCWGAUCUAAGCUAUGAUUUAAUUACUUGGAAUGAACAAGGAAGUCGAAAAAUUGUUGUUGCAGCUAAGAACACUAAUGAACUUAUUAAAGUGUGUUCAGAAGGAAAAAUACUCAAAAUCCCAUUUUUCUGUGUUCAUGAUGCAGGUUUAACUGAAGUAGAACCCAAUUCAUUCACUGCAUUGGCUUUUUUUGGAUCUGAUCAAGAACUAAAGCCUGUUACCGGAAAACUUAGACUAUUGAAAUGAAUAAAAUAUAUGUUUUGGAGAACA